GGAUCGCUCUGCCGCGGCUCUGACAUCCACAUGCUGCUCGGCCUGAAAAGGCGAGGGGGGAGCCGGAGGGGAGGCAGAGGAGGCGAGCGAGGCACCAGCCCGCAGCCCGCCCCCGGCACAUCCUCAGAAGCACAGACACUCAGCCCGGCGCUGGGCGAGGUGGAGGUGAGGGCGGGCGCCAGCGAACUCGGAGAGCGGCUCGCACACUCGCGGGCGAUCCCAGCCGCCGCCGCACCCGCAGCAGCACCAGCAGCACCGGCCGCAGCAGCUUCCUGCCUCGCACUCCCCUCCAGAGACUGGCCAAGCGGGUGUAGCCGCCGGGGGAGGCUCCCGCUUAGGGGAACCCGGAGAGGACAAGAGCCGGGAGCCUGACUGCCUUCCACUCCGCCUGUCCAGCGGUCCGUGCCUCUGCCCGCGUGUGUGUCCCGGGUGCCGGGGGACCUGUGUCAGUUUGCGCUUCUGAGAUCACACAGCUGCCUAGGGGCCGUGUGAUGCCCAGGACAAUUCUUGGCUUUGAUUUUUUAUUAUUAUUACUAUUAUUUUGCGCUUAGCUUUUGGGAAACCCUCGUGAUGUUGUAGGAUAAAGGAAAUGACACUUUGAGGAACUGGAGAGAACAUACACGCGUUUGGGUUUGAAGAGGAAACCGGUCUCCGCUUCCCCAGCUUGCUCCCUCUUUGCUGAUUUCAGGAGCUAUCUCCUAGUAAGGUGGAGAUAUUCCAGCAAGAAUAAAGGUGAAGACAGACACACCGCCAGGACCCUGGAGGAAAACGCUGAUCGUUAGAGACCUUUACAGAAGACACCACAAGGAAGAAAAUUAGAGAGGAAAACACAAAGACAUAAUUAUACGAGAUCCCACAAACCUAGCCCCGGAGAGAGCCUCUCUGUCAAAAAUGGAUAUGUUUCCUCUUACCUGGGUUUUCUUAGCUCUGUACUUUUCAGGACACAAAGUGAGAAGCCAGCAAGAUCCACCCUGCGGAGGUCGGCUGAAUUCCAAAGAUGCUGGCUAUAUCACUUCCCCAGGUUACCCCCAGGACUAUCCCUCCCACCAGAACUGUGAGUGGAUUGUCUACGCCCCUGAACCCAACCAGAAGAUUGUCCUCAACUUCAACCCUCACUUUGAAAUCGAGAAACAUGAUUGCAAGUAUGACUUCAUUGAGAUCCGGGAUGGGGACAGUGAGUCAGCUGACCUCCUGGGCAAGCACUGUGGGAACAUUGCCCCUCCCACCAUCAUCUCCUCUGGCUCUGUGUUAUACAUCAAAUUCACCUCAGACUAUGCCCGGCAGGGAGCAGGUUUCUCCCUACGCUACGAGAUCUUCAAAACAGGCUCUGAAGAUUGUUCCAAGAACUUUACAAGCCCCAAUGGGACCAUUGAAUCUCCAGGGUUUCCAGAGAAAUAUCCACAUAAUCUGGACUGUACCUUCACCAUCUUGGCAAAACCUAAGAUGGAGAUCAUCCUACAGUUCCUGACCUUUGACCUGGAGCAUGACCCUCUACAAGUGGGGGAAGGAGACUGUAAAUAUGACUGGCUGGACAUCUGGGAUGGCAUUCCACACGUUGGGCCUCUGAUUGGCAAGUACUGUGGGACGAAAACACCCUCCAAACUCCGCUCCUCCACGGGGGUCCUCUCCUUGACCUUUCACACGGACAUGGCAGUGGCCAAGGAUGGUUUCUCUGCACGUUACUAUUUGGUCCACCAGGAGCCGCCUGAGAACUUUCAGUGCAAUGUCCCUCUGGGAAUGGAGUCCGGCCGGAUUGCUAAUGAACAGAUCAGUGCCUCAUCCACUUUCUCUGAUGGGAGGUGGACUCCUCAGCAGAGCCGGCUCCAUGGUGAUGACAAUGGCUGGACACCCAACUUGGAUUCCAACAAAGAGUAUCUCCAGGUGGACCUGCGUUUCCUAACCAUGCUCACAGCCAUUGCAACACAGGGAGCCAUUUCCAGGGAGACCCAGAAAGGCUACUAUGUCAAAUCAUACAAGCUGGAGGUCAGCACAAACGGUGAAGAUUGGAUGGUCUACCGGCAUGGCAAAAACCACAAGAUAUUCCAGGCUAACAAUGAUGCGACCGAGGUGGUUCUGAACAAGCUCCACGCGCCGCUGCUGACUCGGUUCAUCAGGAUCCGCCCACAGACGUGGCAUUUGGGCAUUGCCCUUCGACUGGAGCUCUUUGGCUGCCGGGUUACAGAUGCACCCUGCUCCAGCAUGCUGGGGAUGCUCUCGGGCCUCAUUGCCGAUACCCAGAUCUCUGCCUCCUCCACCCGAGAGUACCUCUGGAGCCCCAGUGCUGCCCGCCUGGUUAGCAGCCGCUCUGGAUGGUUCCCUCGGAACCCUCAAGCCCAGCCAGGUGAAGAAUGGCUUCAGGUGGACCUGGGGACACCCAAGACAGUGAAAGGCGUCAUCAUCCAGGGAGCCCGUGGAGGAGACAGCAUCACUGCCGUGGAAGCCAGGGCGUUUGUACGCAAGUUCAAAGUCUCCUACAGCCUAAAUGGCAAGGACUGGGAAUAUAUCCAGGACUCCAGGACUCAGCAGCCAAAGCUGUUCGAAGGGAACAUGCACUAUGACACCCCUGACAUCCGAAGGUUCGAUCCAGUUCCAGCACAGUAUGUGCGGGUGUACCCAGAAAGGUGGUCACCAGCAGGCAUUGGGAUGAGGCUGGAGGUCCUGGGCUGUGACUGGACAGACUCAAAGCCCACUGUGGAGACGCUGGGACCCACCAUAAAGAGUGAAGAGACUACCACCCCAUAUCCCAUGGACGAGGAUGCCACCGAGUGUGGGGAGAACUGCAGUUUUGAGGAUGACAAAGAUUUGCAACUUCCUUCAGGAUUCAACUGCAACUUUGAUUUUCCUGAAGAGCCCUGUGGUUGGAUGUAUGACCAUGCCAAGUGGCUCCGGAGCACCUGGAUCAGCAGCGCUAACCCCAAUGACAGAACGUUUCCAGAUGACAAGAACUUCUUGAAAUUACAAAGUGACGGCCGACGAGAGGGCCAGUACGGACGGCUCAUCAGCCCACCAGUGCACCUCCCCCGAAGCCCUGUGUGCAUGGAGUUCCAGUACCAAGCCAUGGGCGGCCAUGGGGUGGCACUGCAGGUGGUUCGGGAAGCCAGCCAGGAAAGCAAACUCCUUUGGGUCAUCCGUGAGGACCAGGGCAGCGAGUGGAAGCAUGGACGUAUUAUCCUGCCCAGCUAUGACAUGGAGUAUCAGAUCGUGUUCGAGGGAGUGAUAGGGAAGGGGCGAUCGGGAGAGAUUUCCAUCGAUGACAUUCGGAUAAGCACUGACGUCCCGCUGGAGGACUGCAUGGAACCCAUCUCAGCUUUUGCAGUGGACAUCCCAGAAAUCCAUGGGGGAGAGGGCUAUGAAGAUGAAAUUGAUGAUGAGUAUGAAGGAGAUUGGAGCAACUCUUCGUCUUCUACCUCAGGGGCUGGUGGGCCCUCAUCUGGCAAAGAAAAGAGCUGGCUGUACACACUGGACCCCAUCCUGAUCACCAUCAUCGCCAUGAGCUCCCUGGGUGUCCUGCUGGGGGCCACCUGCGCGGGUCUCCUCCUCUACUGCACCUGCUCCUACUCCGGUCUGAGUUCGAGAAGCUGCACCACACUGGAGAACUACAACUUUGAGCUCUAUGACGGCCUCAAGCACAAGGUCAAGAUCAAUCACCAGAAGUGUUGCUCGGAGGCGUGACCGACUAUGUCCGAAACACUUCCGGUGUCUCAUUCCAGUGAGAGGGGCUAGCGAAGAUUACAUUUUUUUUCCUUUGGAAACUGAAUGCCAUAAUCUGGAUCAAACCGAUCUAGAAUACUGAAGGUAUGGAUAGGACAGAUAGGCCAGUCUGGGGAGAAAGAGAGAUGCAGCCGUGAGGGGAUCAUUGUCCACCGAGGACUGUGGUGGACAAGGUAAUGCAGGAACCGACCGUGUUCUCUGCCGGGACACAGACAGGAGUGCAUCUCUCGGGAGUCACAGUUCUGUUUCCUUUGUGAGCUUGUUAUGAUUAUGAUUGCUAUUGUUACAUUUUAUUUUUGUUUGGUCUGUGAGCAACUCAAAGAGGCAGAAGAGGAUGGCUUGUCCUGUGCAGAAAGUGGAGAGAGCAUCACUUUUCUCCACAUCUCUUUCUAGUCAACACUUGAAAAACAAAGGGACUUUUCAGCCCUUCCAUUCUGAGAAAUGGAACUUAAGAAACAAAAGCCACCCAGCUUAGCUCACCCUCAGAUGGUCUCCCAACUCGAGACUUGCUGGGUGUGUUCAGAAUCUGCCAGCCAACCCUAGGAGCUGCCGUUUCUGGUCCUAGCAUAUUGAAAUAGGAGUUAUUGCCUUUAGCUUUUUUUAAUCCAGGGGAAGAUUGCCAUUUUAGGGUCAGCUUGAACAAUUCUUUCUUAUAUAAGAUUUAAAGUAAACCAGAAUAGAAACUUCAUACACCAGAAUCCAUAGACACACCUCUAUGGUUAGACACAGACAAGCCUUAAAAUGCUUUGAUGACUGGGUGCCAUUCCUUAAUCUAGACCCAGAGUUUGUGGCUGUGGGGUGUACCUUGUGGGGCCUCUGCUGGUGUCUUUGCCUUUUCUUUCCCUCCUAUUUGUUCUUCUACAACAUAUAUUCAUAUAUGCACACAGCAAGCUCUUAUGCAGCUCAUGUGCACUCAUAUACACACACACAUAUGCACACACACACAUACACAUAUACACACACAUAUACACACACAUUCACACAUACACACACACAUACUCACACACAU
This is a messenger RNA of Grammomys surdaster, 4720 nucleotides long. RefSeq names its product neuropilin 2 (gene Nrp2). Lineage: Eukaryota; Metazoa; Chordata; Mammalia; Rodentia; Muridae. Gene Ontology annotation, molecular function: semaphorin receptor activity; vascular endothelial growth factor receptor activity. Bases 892 to 3672 code for a protein of 926 amino acids. Gene Ontology annotation, cellular component: membrane. The transcript has 17 exons. Gene Ontology annotation, biological process: vascular endothelial growth factor signaling pathway; angiogenesis; axon guidance. The record is from RefSeq and is a predicted model, not a curated record.